This is a messenger RNA of Salvelinus fontinalis (brook trout), 3978 nucleotides long. Its product is annotated as protein PALS1-like. Gene Ontology annotation, molecular function: protein binding. NCBI's taxonomy places the organism in Eukaryota, Metazoa, Chordata, Actinopteri, Salmoniformes, Salmonidae. Gene Ontology annotation, biological process: establishment or maintenance of polarity of embryonic epithelium; protein localization to plasma membrane; morphogenesis of an epithelial sheet. Bases 350 to 2404 code for a protein of 684 amino acids. Gene Ontology annotation, cellular component: plasma membrane; adherens junction. The record is from RefSeq and is a predicted model, not a curated record. The transcript is spliced from 14 exons.
UGAUGUGAGCUGACCCAACUCGCCACAGACCCGCUAAGUACGAUCAUGAGAGACCAGGCCGAAGAAUAAAGACGUUAAAGCUACGCAUCUUGGAAAUGUUAUGUACGCAAUAGAACCGACAUUUCAGAACCAUCGCAUGUUAAGGGAUUACGGGAUUACUUCUUCUGUAAAGACUUGGAAGCGGACCUGCUGCCCCACUGAAGACAGAUAAGAGCCGUUCCCAACUGAAGUGCUAUGGCCCCUGCUGCAGUGAGGAGUCCUAGCCUCAGGCCUUCCUAGUGGACAUUGAGCUAUCAUCGCACACGUGUGUAGGCCAGGGCCAGGCCAGGGUCAGACUCCCGGAGCUGGGAUGAUCACCUCCCACAUGAACGGAGGACCCGGAUAUGUAAUAGAGGACCCAAUGGGGCCUGUGAGUGGCACAGAGGGUCCUGGGAGUGGAGCCAAGCUGCAGCAGAGGGAGAGGGCUGUGGACUGCCCCCCUGGGGACAAGGUGGUGGGGACUGGGAGCAGCGUUGUGCAGGGUUCCCGGUGCAGCGCCCAGAUGGAGAGGAUCCAGCGGUACCAGGAAGAGCUGAGGAGGAAGAGGGAGGCGGACGCCAACAAAGGGAAGCAUGAGAUCGAUCUCAACGCCUCGCUCAGGCUCAAGAAGUUGGCCCAGAACCCAGCCAAGACGGGUAUCGACAACCCUACGUUCGAAGCGCCUAAGGCGGGCAAGGAGACCAAGGAUGGGAGCCCCCCGCUUGGCAGGGACACGGUUGUGGAGCUGGAGGAGCUGCUGGAGGCCCUGCGGCGGGUGCAGAGCUGCCUGGUGGAUGCCCAGUCGCAGGCCGACGUGGCUCUGGUGCUGGGCCUGCUGCACAAGGAGGACUUCCAGAGCGCCUUCGCCAUCCACAGCGCCGUGGCCCAGCAGAUGCAGCCGCGUGGCAGCCCGGCCUUGCCCCUCACCGCCCAGGCCCGCAGCCUUUAUCAGGAGGUGCAAUGCAUCCUACAGUCCAGUCACCAGGAGGAAGGUGUAGAGCUCAGGAACCUACUCACCACCCCCCACUUCCAGGCUCUGAUGCAGGCCCAUGACAGUGUGGCGGAGCAGGAGUUGGAGCCGGACCCAGAAGAGAGAUUGAUUCAGUACCUGGGUGAGACCGUCAAACUGGUGCGGCUGGAGAAGGCCAGCGACAUUCCUCUGGGCGCCACGGUUCGUAACGAGAUGGACAGCGUGGUGGUGAGUCGUGUGGUAAAGGGCGGGACAGCCGAGCGGAGCGGUCUCCUGGCUGAGGGAGAUGAGAUCCUGGAGAUCAACGGCGUGCCUGUCCGUGGGAAGAACGUCAACGAGGUCCACGACCUUCUGGUGGAGAUGCAGGGUACUCUGACCUUCCUCCUUAUCCCCAGUUCUCAGAACAAAAUACCCUCACACAGGCAGACUGUGAUGCACGUGAGGGCUUACUUUAACUACGACCCGUCUGAUGACCCGUACGUGCCGUGCAGGGAGCUGGGCCUGUCCUUCCAAAAGGGAGACAUCCUCCACAUCAUCAGCCAGGAUGACCCCAGCUGGUGGCAGGCCUACAGGGACGGGGAUGAGGACAACCAGCCCCUAGCCGGGCUAGUACCAGGGAAGAGCUUCCAGCAGCAGAGAGAAGCUAUGAAGAAAACCAUUGUGGACAGGAAUCCUGACAGCCCAGGGAAGCUUUGGUGUGCAAAGAAGAACAAGAAGCAGAGGAAGAAAACCAUGUACAACCCCAAUAGGAACGUUGACUACUACGCCGAUGAAAUCCUGACCUAUGAGGAGAUGGCACUCUACCACCAGCCGGCCAAUCGCAAGCGACCUAUCGCCCUGAUUGGUCCGCCCAACAGCGGGCAGGACGAGCUGCGGCAAAGGCUGCUGUCCAUCGAGCCGGACAGGUUCGCCGGCGCCGUGCCACAUACAACUAGAAACCCACGCAUACAUGAGAAGAACGGGAGGGAAUACCACUUUGUAAAUCAGCUGGCGUUUGAGGCGGAUGUGGCAGCGGGGAAGUUCAUUGAGUCUGGGGAGUACGAAAGGAACCUGUACGGCACCAGCAGUGACUCGGUUCGACAGGUCAUAAACUCAGGCAGGAUCGGUCUGCUGUGCCUGCACACUAAGUCACUGCGGGUCCUGCGGUCCUCCAACCUCAAGCCCUAUGUGAUCUUCAUUGCGCCUCCCUCUCAGGAGCGAUUGCGCACCCUGCUGGCCAAGGAUGGCAAAAACCCAAAGCCAGAGGAGCUGAAGGAGCUGAUUGAGAAGGCCCGGGAGAUGGAGCAGGCCUACGGCCACCUGUUUGACGCGGCCAUUGUUAACGGCGAGCCAGACACGGCCUUCCACGAGCUCCUGCGGCUCAUCAACAAGCUGGACACGGAGCCCCAGUGGGUGCCCUCCUCCUGGCUGUGCUAGGGGUAAGAGGUCAGGGUUGAGGGGUCAACCUAGCGUUCAACUCCAGGGAGCCACAGGAAGGAGAGUUUGGCCUGGGUUGUGAUCAUUAGGCACCAAAUGGAAGAAAACGUAUUGAAACAGGAAGGGAAUACCUGGACUUAUCCAAUAAGAACCAUUUGUUUUAGUUUUUCCUAGAAAAAUGUUUUAACACAUUUGACAACGGUGUAUCCUAAUGAACAUGACCCAUAACACGGCUCUGGAGGAACGACCCUGUCACGAUCGUGUGGCGGAUUGACGGACCAAAAUGCAGCAGUUGGAAAAUAAGCCAUCUUCUUUUAUUUUAAAAGAUGACAAACAAUAAACACGAAACACUUAAACAAAAUAACAAAACGACCGUGAAGCUACAAACGUUGUGCACAUACAUACAGGCUACAAACGUUCUACAUAGACAAUUACUCACAACCAAUGAGAGCCUAUGGCUACCCUAAAUAAGGCUCCCAAUCAGAGACAACCGAAAUCAGCUGUCUCUAAUUGGGAACUCAUUCAGGUAACCAUAGACUCUCCUAGACAACUAAACAUACAUAGACAACGCUAGACAUCUACACUCAACACAAACCCAUAUACUACACCCCAUAACCCCUUUACCAUAUAAACACCCAAAACUAACAAAACAUAAACAUUCCCCAUGUCACACCCUGACCUAACUAAAAUAAUCAAGAAAACAAAGAAUACUAAGGCCAGGGCGUGACAGACCCUAAAAGGAAGGAUGGACAAUGAUGAUUGAGGCCACCGUUAGACCAUUGUGGAGCCUCGCAGACACAAAAUAGAGGGCCAAUUCAUUUUUGCCAGAAAGGGUAACUUGUCCUUUAUCUAGCCAUCUUGUGAAAGUUGGAGUUUACUUCAUUUGCAGGACGGACUUUUUAUUAUAAGUGUUUUUUUCUGUGUUCGUCUUUGUGAAUGUUCUUUUGGGUUUUUGUCAAUGUCGGCACCAUUCCAGAUUCCAGUAGCAUAUGCAAAGACAUUUAUACAAAACUGUAGAAAACAUAUUUCCAUUUUAUUCUACUCUAAAUAGCUAUUUAUGAUUGUAAAUAUCUAUUUUUAGAUGAAAUGGCAAACAAAUGUGAUUUACCAUUACCUCAGACCCAGUCUAAUAAUGUAUGGUUUGUUUGUAUGUGGUAUACAAGACUGGAACUGUCUGUCUCAAUUGAGGACCAAUUUGCUCCUGGGGAACUAUGUAACUUUCUCCUAGAAGUAGGAACCAAAGAGAAAGCCGUUGUAUUCUAAAGAUGGGUAAAGGUACUUGCUGUGUAUCAAUGAUAGUAUUAUGUUGUGUUAUCUUGAGUUGCUGCAUUUGUACAUCAAAAACAGACCUCAAGAAUCAUUGAUCAUCAGUAAAGAUGACCCCAGUAUCCAUUGUCUAGUGUACCUAGUGUCUACCUACAGACAUGAAGUGUGAAAACAACAUAUCAAUUUAGCAUCAUUUAAUCUGACCAACUUUUAUUUUCUUUGGUACUUUAUAAGCACAGCUCAAAAGAAGCCAUCUUCAAUAUAAUGAAUAUUCCUGAUGAGAAUUGUUUCAAAAUGGUGGACAUUAA